This is a messenger RNA of Alternaria atra, 2520 nucleotides long. RefSeq lists its product as uncharacterized. Lineage: Eukaryota; Fungi; Ascomycota; Dothideomycetes; Pleosporales; Pleosporaceae. The record is from RefSeq and is a predicted model, not a curated record. The coding region runs from base 1 to 2520 and encodes 839 amino acids. The transcript is spliced from 10 exons.
AUGGCGACCAAAAUAAUUGAUAUCCGGACAGACACUGCGGAGUCCGAUAUCCUCGCCGAUAUCAAGAAGGGUCUACGGCCUGAGAAUGGUGGCGAAAAGAAGCUGCCCACGUUGUUGCUCUACGACCAGAAAGGUCUUCGAUUAUUCGAAGAAAUUACAUACCAAGAAGAGUACUACCUAACAAAUGCCGAAAUCGAGGUCCUCGAGACAUAUGCGGAUAAAAUCGCCGAACGAAUCCCGCCGAAUUCCAUCAUCGUGGAACUGGGGAGUGGCAACCUCAGAAAGGUGAAUAUACUUUUGCAGGCCGUCGAUCGUCUUGGCAAAGACGUCGAGUAUUACGCUGUCGAUCUAUCCCUCCCAGAGCUGAAGAGGACAUUCGGCGAAAUACCUACAGAAGGAUACAAGCAUGUCAAGUGCUUUGGGCUAUAUGGCACGUACGACGAUGCCCUAGAGUGGCUGAAGACUCCCGAAAUCGAAGCGAAACCGAAGACCAUUCUUUGGCUGGGCUCUAGCCUGGGCAAUUUUAAGCGUCAUGAGGUGCCGCCAUUCCUUGCCGGGUUUGGUGCAGUCUUACAGACUGGCGAUACCAUGCUUAUCGGCAUCGAUUCAUGCAAAGAUCCUGAGCGUGUUUACCAUGCGUACAACGAUCGUGACGGUGUAACGCACAAAUUCAUUCUCAACGGCUUAAAGCACGCAAACACGCUCAUGGGCGAGGAGGCUUUCGAUAUCCAAGAUUGGGAGGCCAUUGGCGAGUACGACAACCAAGCAGGUAGACAUCACGCUUUCGUCGCACCACGCAAAGACACUGUUGUUGACGGUGUCUCGAUCAAACAGGGCGAACGAAUCCGGAUUGAAGAAUCUUACAAGUACAGUCGUGAGGAAGCGAAAGAGCUUUGGGAGUUGGCCAAACUCGCGGAAAACGUUGUGUGGGCGAACUCGAAGGGCGAUUACGGCCUGCAUUUCGUUUCCAAGCCUGCAAUGUUCUUCCCCACCAAGCCUGAGGAGUACGCGGCAAAGCCAGUACCGUCACUCGUUGAGUGGCAGGAACUUUGGACGGCCUGGGAUGCGGUCUCAAAGCAGAUGAUACCCGAAGAAGAUCUACUCUCCAAGCCCAUCAAGCUUCGCAACGAGUGCAUCUUCUAUCUUGGCCAUAUUCCCACAUUCUUGGAUAUUCACAUCGCCCGUGCCACCGACGGCAAGCCUUCGGACCCUGCUUAUUUCUGGAAAAUCUUCGAGCGCGGUGUUGACCCUGAUGUCGAAGACCCGACUCAGUGCCAUGCCCACUCCGAGGUUCCCGAAGAGUGGCCGCCGUUAAAGAUCAUUCUAAAAUUCCAAGAUACUGUGCGAAACAAGGUCGAAGCGCUCUACAGUUCAGGAGAAGCAGAAACUAACGGCCGCGUGUCUCGAGCACUGUGGAUCGGUUUUGAGCAUGAAGUCAUGCAUUUGGAGACUUUACUCUACAUGCUGAUCCAGAGUGACAAGGUCUUGCCACCUCCUGGAACCAAGGUUCCAGAUUUCGCAGCAUUCGCAGCGCAGUCGCAGACUCUGGCAACCGAAAACCAAUGGUUCACGAUUCCCGAAUCAGAUAUCCAAAUAGGUCUUGAAGACCCUGAGAAUGACUCCAAGACCGAACGAUACUUUGGAUGGGACAACGAGAAACCUCGCCGCUCAGCGCAUGUGAAGUCCUUCCGUGCAAAGGCUCGCCCGAUAACAAACGGAGAGUACGCCACAUAUCUGUCUCAGACAGGAAAGACAGCUAUACCUGCAUCGUGGUGCGAGCAGCCAUACUCCAAUGCCAAGGGCGCAAGCACUAGCAAGAGAGACAGCGUGGUGAACGGUUACCAUGAUGGCGCCAACGGCUCACCUCAGAGCAUUACCGAGGACAAGUUUGUCCGCACUGUAUACGGCACUGUUCCUUUGAAGUUCGCAAUGGGCUGGCCCGUCGUGGCAUCGUACGACGAACUAGCUGGCUGCGCACAAUGGAUGGGCGGCCGUAUCCCCACGGUGGAAGAAGCACGAAGCAUCUACAGCUACGUCGACAGCAUGAAGCCGGAGUUUGAGAAGUCGCUCGGAAACACGAUUCCAGCAGUGAAUGGUCAUUUGAUCAACGAAGGCGUAUUUGAGACGCCGCCAUCACACUCUUUGUCCAACGGCGACUCCGGCGCAGCAUCUGGUCUCAAUCCACGCGAUCUCUUCAUCGACCUUGAAGGGACGAACGUGGGCUUCAAACACUGGCAUCCAGUCUCAGUGGUCGAGAAGGGCAACAAGCUCUGCGGCCAAUCUGAUCUGGGCGGUGUUUGGGAGUGGACUAGUACUGUGCUGGAGAAGCAUGACGGCUUUGAGCCGAUGGAGUUGUACCCGGGUUAUACAGCCGACUUCUUCGACGGUAAACACAACGUCACGCUGGGUGGAUCGUGGGCGACGCACCCGCGCAUUGCUGGGCGAAAGACCUUCGUCAACUGGUACCAACGUAACUAUCCCUAUGUCUGGGCUGGUGCACGUAUUGUAUCGGAUGCCUAG